GGUGGAGGGAAGAGGAGGAAGACUGUUUUUGGGGAUUGCUAACUAUAUACGCUAUCUAUUCUUGGAUAUAAUAUAGUGAAUUGAAGCUGAAGACAAGAAAAGAAGAAUCUGGCUUUAGCUUCUCUUUUUGACUUCAACCAUGCCUCGUCGAGAAACCAACCCUCACUUUUCUAGACCACUGCAACCUCAGCAUGAAGAUCAGCAGCAAAAUGUAUCUCAUCAUCACCAACCUCAAUUUCCAUUGUCACCCCAUCAUGAAGAUCGCGUUCCAUUGCGCCCACGUCAUGAUGAUCGUUUUCCAUUUCAACUUGAGCAAGAAGAUCAUCACCAACCACCUAGUUUACAGGUUCCACACAAGGAAAAUCGCAGCCAACCACAGCGUCGAGAAACCAACCCUCACAUUUCUAGGCCACCCCGACCUCGACAUGAAGAUCAGCAGCAACAACCUAUUCCAAAAGUGCCACACCAACACUACCGCGGCCAACCAUCUACUCCCGUACCAGCACCUAUACAAGAUGUAUCUCUUCAUCACCAACCUCAUUUUCCAUUGUCUCCCCAUCACGAAGAUCAUGUUCCAUUGCAUGCAAAUCGUGAUGAUCAUUUUCCAUUGCAACUGGAGCAAGAAGAUCACCAUCAAUCACCUAGUUUACAAGCUCCACGCAAGGGAAGCCGCAGCCAACCACAUCGUGGAGGUUCGCGUAAAAAGCAUCAAGAUCACGAUUUUCGACCAAGCAAGUCAAGGGUAAAUUUUCAAGAGCCAUCAGUACUACCACCACGACUUGAUCAAUCUCCCGAGGCUCGGAGACCGCUGCCAUCACACCAAGAUCGGCGUCACAGUGGUAUAAGGUUUCCUAAAGAACAAAAGUCACAACCCAUAACUUGGAUGGGUGCUUGCUUGUGUGUAAUAUUUUGGCUUAUCAUAAUCAUCGGAGGCUUAAUAGUCCUAAUAGUGUACUUGGUUUUUCGUCCACAAAUUCCUCAUUUUGAUGUCUCUAGCAUCACCUUAAAUGCUGCAUAUCUUGAUGUUGGUUAUCUACUCAAUGCUGAUGUAACUAUGCUGACAAACUUCACAAAUCCAAACAAGAAAGUGCAUGUGGAUUUCAGCUCAGUGAUAAUUUAUCUGUACUAUGGAAGUACCCUUAUUGCUACUCAAUACGUCGAGCCUUUCUCAGCUGCACGAGUUCAAUCAAGAUUUGCAUAUAUUCAUAUGGUAACAAGUCAAGUUCAGCUGCCGCUACGAGAAGCUCAGAGGCUCACGAAACAAAUGGAAAGCAAUGGUGUUUUGCUUGAAGUGAGGGGAGUUUUCAGGGCAAGAUCAAAACUAGGAGCUAUCUUAAGGUAUUCAUAUAACCUUUAUGGCCUUUGCAAUAUCUUGGUGGCACGCCCUCCUGAAGGGAUAUUGAUCAAAAAGAAGUGUAGAACAAAACGAUGAUUUGGCAACACAGAUUUUGUAACAUUGGUAUUCUUUUUUUGUCCUUUGGGGGGUUUUGGUUUUACUAUUUUGACUAUUCUUCCUUUAAAUUAUAUAUUAAGGGGUUAACGUUUAUAUUUUAAUUCUUGAACAUGUAGUUUAUCUUAAAACUACAAAUUUGUAUCUCAAUUUUUUCUGCACUAGAAUAAUCAGAUAUUGUUACAUUUAUUAAUAA
Messenger RNA from Cicer arietinum (chickpea), 1646 nucleotides. Lineage: Eukaryota; Viridiplantae; Streptophyta; Magnoliopsida; Fabales; Fabaceae. The record is from RefSeq and is a predicted model, not a curated record.